UUGCUGUCAAACAUUUUCGGCUUUAAAGCCUUUAAAUGUUUGAAUAGUCUAUUUCGCACUUACACACCACUUAAAACCUUAAAUUAUUCCGUUUAGAAGGGACUACACUAUGGUAGAUUGAUCACCGAUCGAUUGGGAACGAGUGCGAGGGAUUGUGCGGCAAAAUGGCGUCAAGCGAGAGUCAAACGCAGAAGCUCAUCGGUCUGUAUCGCUCCUGCGAGUGUCUCUGGAAUCAGCAAUCUCCAGGAUACCUUAGUGGUACUGUGCAGGAGGAUGCCUGGCGAAAGAUCACGCGAGGAAUGAACUGUGGUUUGACUCUCGACCAGGUUAAGCUCCAGGUGUUGGCCCUGCGGACCUACUACGAUGCAGAGUGUGCCGCCAUCCGGCAAAACAAACUGGAGGGAUGCAGCUAUGAGCCGCGACAUCCCUACUUUAAGGACCUGCGCUUCUUAGGCAGCGUUCUACCCGAAGAGACCGAGGAGUCAAAGGUUAGCUUCUGCCUGGGUCAAUUGAACGGUAUACUGGAGGAUUCGCUUAUCCAGGACGACUAUAACCUAAUUAAAAGAGAUUAUCCGCCAAACUUUUCAGAGGCCACCUUUUGCCAGGGUACAGCUUCCUUGUGUAGCCGAACCAAAGAUACUAAGCCCGAUUACACCUUUUAUAAGCUGAUUCUGGAACCAGAGAAGCCAUCAACCCCUCAGGAUAAGGAAAGUGGGGCUGUUAUUGGAAAGCUCAAUGAAAGAUCCGUCUCCGGCAAUGAUAACCCCAGAUGGUAUCCCACGUCCUAUUGUGAGCCGUGUAAGAAGCCCGAGUGCUGCCGGAGAGACCCAUGCCUUUUAACCGACUCAGAAAGUUGCUGUUCAACGGUGGAUAGUGUACCUUGUGUACCUUGUGGCAGGCUCAGAAAUCAUCAAGCUCAGAGGGGCUCUUCGUGCUCGUCGAGAAGCGUGCUCUCCCAGUCCGAAAGUUGCUGUCUAUCAACCGGAAGCAAUGCAUACACAUGCCGCAAUCCGUGGCCAAGGCCCAGACCUUGCUGUCAACCCCGCCCCAAAUAUGUUCCCAGGCCCCGGAGAGACCCUAUGGAAACAGGCAAAGACAAAUCUUGCUGCGGCUACCAGUGGAGGCGGAACAACGAUGCCGUCGGCCGACGCCGACGACAGGAAGCCCGGAACCCACCGUGCUGCUACAAUACACAUGACCGCCGGCUGUCUGGCGAGGACCGAAUGAAUCUAGGCCCACAGAAAGGGACGCCGCAGAACAACUACCAGCCGCCCAUUGGUUCACCUGGCAUUGACACCAACCAGCAGGAUCCGGAUUGCGGUUGCUAUGAUCCGCAAGAACCAAAUCAAGGAAACUACUUCGACAACCAGCAAGCACCGGAAGCAAAUACUUACAUGAAUAACCAGCAAAUGCAGGAUCCUGGUCGCUACAAUAAUGACCCGCAAAAUCAAAGAAUAUAUUCGAACGAAAGGUUUCCACCAAUGCAACCCGCCCAGACAGCCUACUACGACCCGCAGCAGCAGUUCAACCAGAGUCCUACGAGCCCGCCGCAGCCCAAGAGCUUCACUAAGUCAAGCCAGCAGUACGGCAAUGCGAAUUAUGUGCCCUACCAGCCGGUAAAUGAUUACGGCCGACCUUUAUCUUCGGAUCAGUCGAACGUUUACAACUAUGGUGUGGAUAACACAUAUCGUGAAAAACUUCAGUCGGCAGCUCCAGUGCCUGCGACGUGCCUUCAGGACUGUCCGGCUCCCUGUGGUACUUUAGGACCCCCGGAUCUGGAUAAUAGGUACCCAGCUAACCCUAGCAUGUAUACCGAGCAGCCGGCAGUAAUAGCAAACGGACAGCGGGAAGACUAUGAACCUCGAUUUUAUCCUAACAAUAAAAAAGAUCUCCAAUGGCAACCAGACGAUGACCGUAAAAAUACCCAAUCCCGAAGAGGUAGCCAAAAUCAAGGUAAAUACCCCAACGACCAGCAGAGGAGGAGGUCAAAUGACUAUGAUCAAGAUGUUGAUAGAGUGGAUCGUGUCCCCAGAACUCAAACCAAAUCCAAUGACUAUGUGGAAGAUAAUACUAUAAGUCCCGAAUUUUAUGAUGAGAUUAAAAAUUUCAGGACACCUCGCAAUACUGGUAUAGAUAGGAAUUAUGAAGAGUUCCCCGCCGGAGGGAAACCAAACAUGGCAGAAAGAGAAGUGUGUCGUCCUGACUGUAACUAUGAAAAGUGCCCUUCUCCGAGGCGACGGAGACCUGAUGAUUAUAAUGAUUAUUCCGAGACUCUGACCAACAGAUCCCCGGGCACUGAGACACCUCAGAGAAUAGACUCAAGAAAACCCACUCCUAAGUCUCCAAAGAAGACAAAGAAAAUUGAUUAUGUGGAGUGCAAAAACCCGGACUGCCAGCGUCCAAAACAAGCAACAAAGAACUACAAUGGUUCCCAAGAGCGUAAUUCUUUUUCAGUACCCGUGGCGGAUAUGCAGUAUGUGCCAUGUCCAGCUUAUAAUCGCCAGAAUCCAAAGGAAUACCCUUAUUACAGUCAACCGAACCAAAAUUGGCAGGACGGCGACGAUAGGAUUGAUGCGAACAGAAAACCUCCCUCAAGGAGCUGGGACUACGAAGAUGACAGAAAACCAACUGCCAGGGAUCGAAGUAGACCCCCUCCAGAAGAAAUCGAAAGCGAAUUCGAAUCGGAUAGGGAGAGGAUGGCCCCUCCCAAACGCAGGACAAGAAGAUCUUACGAUGAAAAAGUCCCCAAAAACAGGCAAGAUCGGGAUGUGGAGAAAGGAAAGAAAAAAAGGGAAGUUAUGGAGACUUGUUGCAACGAUGACACGUGUCCAUACAGAUAUCAAGAAAAGUCCUACGAUGACGAUAGGGAGGCGAAGAAAAGCUCUAGAAAUAAAUCUCCGACAAGAAAGAGUCAUCGGCCUGCGGACGAUGCCGCAGACUACGAAAGACCCAAGAAGAGUUCCUCCUCUCCAAAGAGAUCGAAGAAAAAGAAAGCUCCCAUGGACGUCGACAAUUGCGAAUGCUCUACAGAUGAUAAUAAUUAUGACCAGGGAGGAUAUGGUAGAUACGAUCAGUACGGCGAUGAAGAACUUGUCGGUCGCUCGUCCAGAAGAACUAGCAGGAAUGAACCUUAUAAGAAUAAUGCCACACUUCAGAGGGGAUAUACUGAUAAAGACGAGGAUUCUUUGUUUUAUGACGAUUAUAGAGCCAAAAGAGGCAAGAAAAAUCCGAACGAUUAUUUCGACGACUACGCUUGCAGCUCAGAUAGUGAUAAGUAUGCGAAGAAAAUGGACAACCGGGAUUAUCGAAGAAGGGGAGAGUCGGCUAGGAACAGCCAAAUGUAUAAGGACUACAAGGAAUGUAAAGGAAAACGGCCUUCGAAUAAAACAAACUCUUCUCGCCGUCAGUCAAAUGAAGCCGAUGUAUACGACUCGGAAUGUGACUGCCCAACAACGUCUCCGAAGCGAGGUGAUAAAAAGAAGUCUUCAAGGAAGCGAGAAUAUGUGUCAAAGGAAAGCGAUGUAUACGAUUCGGAAUGUGACUGUCCAACUAGUUCUCCCAAGCGAGGUGAUAAAAAGAAGUCUUCAAAGAAGCAGGAGUAUAAGUCAAAGGGAUUCGGUGUAUACGAUUCGGAAUGUGAUUGUCCAAUUAACCCUCCCAAGAGAGGUGAUAAAAAAAAGACUUCAAAGAAGCCAGAGUAUAAGUCAAAGGCAACCGAUGUAUACGAAUCGGAAUGUGACUGUCCAACUAACUCUCCCAAACGAGGUGAUAAUAAACUGUCCUCAAGAAAGCAAGAGUAUAUGUCAAGGGAAAGCGAUGUAUAUGAUUCAGAAUGUGACUGUUUAGCUAACUCUUCUCCCAAGCGAGGUGAUAAAAAGCGGUCUUCAAGAAAGCGGGAGUAUAAGUCAAAGGAAGGCGACGCAUACAAGUCGGAAUCCGACUGUUUUUGCAGUAGCGAUGAAAAACCACAAAGAAAUGAUCGGAAGCCUCCCCCAUGCCGCCCGCGACGUCGGUCUAGAAACGAUCAAAGAAAGCAGAAGAAUGAUUCACAGGACCAAAAAACGACUUGCAGAAAGAACCCCGUUACUAUCCCAAAAGAUGAAUUCAAAGAUUGUGAUUGCCAAUGCCAAUGCGGAGGAGAAAACAACACAACUCCUAAACCAAAGAGUAGUCAGGCUGAAAAUGGUUGUUCGUUCAGUUGCUGCCACAGUGAUCCUUACGCGCCACAGCCUCAGUCCUUCGACCGCAAUCCUGCAGGAAAUGGAAUUGGAUGUGGAUGCCUUUUUGAUGAUACAGUUCAAGUUCAGGCGGCUCUGAAACAACCAUCUGCGAAUGCCAACAAUCCAUGGCAGGCAUCCUAUACAUUUAACAUCGACUUGCCUCUCCCCGGGGAAACGAAAUUAGCGCCGGAACCGGAAUGUACUGUUCCUCUUCCUAGCAAGAAAAAAAAGCCUAGACCGGGAUCCGUUGGUCCCUCAAAGAAUGCCAGAUCCUCCAAGCAGAAAUCCAGAGCCGCCAGCCCCACGCACAACUCAGCGAAGACGCAGCCUGUUGAGCCGGCCAAGAAAAGAAUAACCUCCAGUUCGAAUGGAAGACGUAAUGCCCCGGAUGGAGCCAAACGGACCACGGACACAAGUGCAGCUGCCAACAGCAAGUUGCCCAAUGACUUAAACUCAGCCUUAUAUUUUAUUUGCAAAUUACAGGACGACAUUAACAGCCAGCAGUAUCUCGUUGUCAUACCAAAGGAGCCAAAUGCACGAUCCGAUACGCACCGGGCUGACCCAGGACAGGGAUCUUGGAAGCAGUUGCACUGCCAACGGCAGUUCUCCGGCUUCCAGAGCGUGUCCUGGGGCAAUCCAGCGUUCAAUUCAGUGUUGUCAUCGCCGCCAAAUCCUCCACUGGAGAUCUGUGACAUAAGUUCCUAUGCAAUGCCACCCGACAUGACAGACACCACGAUGGGCAUCGUGAAGAAGUAUCUAUCGCAGACCACUAUAAAAACCCAAGACUGCCUCAAGCCGGUAGUUCCUCCUCGACCGAAGCCGAAGACAGUUUUAUCUGGGCCAAUACGACGCAUUCCCGUUCAACGGCCAUCUACCAAAGCGAAUGCUUCAAUUCUGACUGAGAACCGGACCGUUCUGCUCACGAACAGUCCCUUUCAGAAUUUAAGUUUGGCUGAAGACAAGAAGGAAGUGAUUGUCCUGCAUCCUCCUGAUCCAAACUUUCGGCCCUCGAAAAACUCCCUCAACAUGGAAGUGCAGCGCAUUGCGGUGCGAAGCAGUGGCACCGAUGUGAAACCCAGGCCAUAUCCAACCAAAAAACUGCCUCCCAAACCGCCGACAAAGCCCAAAUGAAAGACGCUUCUGUGAUCAGUCCAUAGUUGUUAUGUCUUCACACGUACUUCCCUGGCCACGGCCAUCGAAUCAUAUAAAGAAUAGUACCCAACCGAAGCGCUGGACUCAGCUGCCUUUUAUUCAAUGAGACAAUAAGGACUUUUGAGCCAGGACUCCAGGGGCGUCAUGCUUCGCCGCCCCAUUUGGUGGCGGGAAAAAUUCAAAAAACUGUUUCGGGGUUAGCCCAAAACUUGCAUUCCCCUAUCAAUGAACUUUUUAGUAAUUAAUUUACGAUAUGUUUACGUACCCAUUGAAGCGUAGCCAACGAUCUGUUGGUCAAUU
This is a messenger RNA of Drosophila kikkawai, 5672 nucleotides long. RefSeq lists its product as uncharacterized. The record is from RefSeq and is a predicted model, not a curated record. NCBI's taxonomy places the organism in Eukaryota, Metazoa, Arthropoda, Insecta, Diptera, Drosophilidae.